CCGUGUUUUUGCAAAGGAGGACGGUUGCUGUUCAACGCCACCAAGGGCCGGGAGCGCAACAUCGCAGUGACAAGCCAUCUGUAAGGGGCGGAAAGAGAAAAAAACACCUUUGUUUUUCUUUUAUCCUUUAACCAUGAGUAAUAAACUAAAAUCAGGAUAUAAAUGAAACAAUAGAAAACGAAUUUAAAGUUUAAAUCAAUGGUACAGGAGGGUAUUAUGUCCAGGACGCCUUCCACCUCAACCCAGGAAAUCCAGAUGGACAUGUUCGACCACCACGGCUCUCACGCUCAGGGGAAGUAUGCUAAAAGGAAGAGUCGUUUUAAGCGCUCAGAUGGCAGCACCUCCUCAGAUACAACCUCCAACAGCUUUGUCCGACAGGGCUCAGCAGACUCCUACACCAGCCGUCCCUCAGACUCUGACGUGUCUCUGGAGGAGGACCCUGAGGCUCUCAGGAAAGUAGCAGAUAGGCAGGCUCUUGCCACCCUGGAGAAGGCAAAGACAAAGCCUGUUGCAUUUGCGGUUAGGACUAAUGUCGGGUAUAAUCCAGGGCCUAAUGAUGACGUGCCGGUUCAGGGCAUGGCAAUCUCUUUUGAACCCAAAGACUUCCUGCACAUCAAAGAGAAAUACAAUAAUGACUGGUGGAUCGGGCGUUUGGUAAAGGAGGGAUGUGAGGUGGGGUUUAUCCCGAGCCCGGUAAAGCUUGAGAGUACCCGACAAUUACAAGAACAGAGAAUGAGACAGAACCGCCUUAGUUCCAGUAAGUCUGGUGGAAGUUCCAGUCUGGAUGUUGCCACAGGUGCCCGGAGACCCACUCCACCUGGAACAGCUGACAUGUCCUCUGGGCUUUAUGACGAUGCUUUGGAUAUGGAUGCUGAAGAGGUGGAGACUGCCGACACCCGUGACCAUAAGGGUGUAGGCGGAAGUGUCACCUCCCCUCAAGGCAACCUGCCCCGCCUCCCUUUCUUUAAGAAGAUGGAACAUGUUCCCCCAUAUGAUGUGGUGCCUUCCAUGAGACCCAUUAUUCUGGUGGGACCGUCACUUAAGGGCUACGAGGUGACAGAUAUGAUGCAGAAGGCUCUUUUUGACUUUUUAAAACAUAAAUUUGAGGGCAGAAUAUCCAUCACCCGAGUGACAGCGGACAUCUCACUUGCCAAACGUUCCGUCCUAAACAACCCCAGCAAACACACCAUCAUCGAACGCUCCAGCACCAGAUCCAGUCUGGCGGAGGUACAGAGCGAGAUAGAAAGAAUCUUUGAAUUGGCUCGAACGCUUCAGUUAGUGGCUCUGGAUGCUGAUACCAUCAACCAUCCAUCUCAACUGGCCAAAACAUCACUGGCACCAAUCAUAGUCUACAUCAAGAUUGCUUCUCCAAAGGUGUUGCAGAGGCUGAUAAAGUCUCGGGGUAAAUCUCAGGCCAAACAUCUCAACGUCCAAAUGGUGGCAGCCGAUAAACUAGCACAAUGUCCUCCUGAGCUUUUUGACAUAAUAUUAGAUGAGAAUCAGUUGGAGGAUGCGUGUGAGCACCUAGCUGAAUAUCUGGAGGCGUAUUGGAAGGCUACUCACCCCCCUAGCAGCAACCCACCCAACCCUCUGCUCAAUCGUACUAUGGCCACAGCCGCCCUCGCAGCCUCGCCUGAACCCGUCUCUAACCUGCAGGGGCCAUUCCUGGUGCAUGGAGAACAGAAGAGGGAAGGGCCUGAACGUGGAAGUCUCCAAGACUAUCAAAGCGACCUGGGUGGAAAGCAGCCACUGCGCUCAUCACGCAGCCAGUUGCAAACCGGGGGGCGGGGUCUGUCACGGCAAGACACGUUCGAUUCGGAGACCCAAGGCAGCCGGGACUCCGCCUACACCGAUGACAUGGAGACCGAUCCGUACGAGGAACCAGACCCAUGCCGUUACCGUCUAAAUCCCGCCCACCAUGCUCCUCGCCAGGCCUCUUGGGAGGACGAAGGGGCGGAACCGGAUCAGGAGAACCUUAACGUGGUCCCACCGCCGUCCAGUCAGCAACAGCGUGGACGGGGCAAGCUGAGAGAGCGUUACUGUCAGGAUGCAGAAGGGGGCGGAGCAACAACGGGCCGUAACCAUAACCAGGAGGAGUGGAGCAGAGAUGUGUAUAUCCGCUAGAUCAGGUUUACCUGAAGCAGAGGAGAAUAUCAUAAAUAGAGGGGCGAGGGGUGGGUGAGGAGUUGACACUAUGUAGAAAUUAUUUGGAUCUGUUUACAACCCAGAGAAACACACAAUCUUUGACAAACGCUGUACAGCAAACACUGACAACAUUCGCAUUACUCAAAAAAAGCUUUCAGCCAUUACAAAUUUAGUUUAAUCCUGGUUUUUGAGGAGGAGCAGUAGGAAAGCCUCCGUCUUCAUUACUAUUUUACUUUUUUUUGUAUAGAAAUGCAUGACUCCUUAUCAUUAUGAGGUUAGUAACCGUUCUUGCUGAGCAUUAAACAUGAUUCAGAAUGUAUAACCAAAAUAUUGCAUUUGUAUGCGUGUUUGUGUGGGUGGGUGAGUGAGUGUAUGGUUGGGUGUGUGUGUGCGUCCUCUGUAGUCUUAAACAGGGUCUUUCUGAUACACAAGGGUCUUGGGGGUGUCCCAACAUUUGUUUCCCAGACCACUGCAGAGCGUGCCAAUGUUUUUUUGUUUUGUUUUUUGCAUAUUUUCUUUUAUUUCUUUUAUUUAUUUAAGACUCAAAAGGCCCGUCCUGUUUAUAGCCUCUAGUUUCUUCAGAGCUCCACCGCUGCUGUUUAUUCUUCCAACCUAGGAGGGGCGCUGUGGUGCUCAAUCACAUACUAUAGUUUAAUAGGGCUAACAAUGUGUAUCAAGGUUAAUCUAGAUCUGCUGCCAUUUAUAAAAGGCUAAUAUGCAAAAUUAGAUACCUCUCCGAGAGACAAAUAUUCAAGCUAAAUAUCAGUACAAAUGUUUUGAGACCACUGCUAAAGUCUAACACAGGUUCCUGUGAAAUUGGAAAGGUUACAGCUUUGUGUCGAUUGUAUCCAGUUCUGUCGUCUGUGCCUGUUCAAGGGCUUUCAGCAUUUGCCGCUUAAGUACCACUGCCAUUAGAAACAUGUUCUGCCUUAUGUGCGCGUCAGUCACACAAGUCAACCAAUUACAAGUGCCAGAAUCUUUCAUCAGGCCACGCCCGCUAUAACCAUAGUGGGUUGUCUUAACUCAGUGCAAAGCAUAUUGUUAUUGUGCGUGAUGGGUAGUCUACAUCGCUAGUUACUUUUACACAAACCAACGUGUUUAUUGCAUGCCAGUUUAAGGAUUCACUUUACAGCGUGAUUGCCAAAUUUACACACUUAUACUUACAUAUGCAUACACUUUAGUCCACACACCCACAUUGUCAAUAUCAAACUGCCAAACUCAUGCUUUUGCUACUGCUUUAUGUGUUGUUAUCUCUGUGGCCAAUUUAUAAGCCAGGAUUGCUUGUGUAUGUAUGUGCGUGUGCGAGCGAGAGUGAUAGAGAAAGAAUGACUUUGAGCCUCUUUUUACCCUCAGCUAUGUUUUAAAAUGAUAAAAUUCGCAAGAUAUACAAGUAGAUAGCUUACUAAAUAACGUUAUUGUUGCAUUAUCGCAAUUGUUUCAAAAUAUAAGGAAAAAUGUAUUCUUUGGUGCCUGAUUGUAGCUCCACUUUACUUUUUUUUUGUUUUUAAUCUGUGGAUAAAUUCAUAUUUUAAUUAAAAAUUUUGAUCUGGA
Paramisgurnus dabryanus is the source of this 3696-nucleotide messenger RNA. RefSeq names its product calcium channel, voltage-dependent, beta 1 subunit (gene cacnb1). Gene Ontology annotation, cellular component: voltage-gated calcium channel complex. NCBI's taxonomy places the organism in Eukaryota, Metazoa, Chordata, Actinopteri, Cypriniformes, Cobitidae. Gene Ontology annotation, biological process: calcium ion transmembrane transport. The record is from RefSeq and is a predicted model, not a curated record. Gene Ontology annotation, molecular function: voltage-gated calcium channel activity; protein binding.